Molecule: messenger RNA, 4392 nt
Organism: Puntigrus tetrazona (Sumatra barb)
Lineage: Eukaryota; Metazoa; Chordata; Actinopteri; Cypriniformes; Cyprinidae
Gene: tgfbrap1
Product: transforming growth factor, beta receptor associated protein 1
Exons: 12
Coding region: 142-2745 (867 amino acids)
Biological process (GO): vesicle-mediated transport; intracellular protein transport; endosomal vesicle fusion
Cellular component (GO): membrane; cytoplasm
Source: RefSeq, a predicted model, not a curated record
CGGAGAAACAGGAAGCGUUACAGCAGGGAGAGAGAGGGAGGUGGAGUGAGUGGGCGCUUGAAUGAAACGGGCAGGCCGUGAAAACGCUACAAUCUCUCAAAUCAGGACCGCGCUGGCCACGGCUGGGAUGUGGGUGGCAUCAUGAGCGUGAAAGCUUUUGAGCUGGUUCCCGCCGUGGAGCGGGAGCAAGUGAUGGGCGAAAAGGUGCGGAUAAACAUCGAAUGCAUCGAGUGCUGCGGCAAACACCUGUACCUUGGUACCAACGACUGCUUCAUCCAUCACUUCCUGCUGGAGGAGCGCACUACGGCCAAAGGUAAACUGGCCUACAACGCCCAGAAGCUCCUCCACAAAUACCUGGGCUUGAAGAAGCCCGUGGCGGAGCUGAAAGCUGCUUCCGCGCUGGAGCGUCUAAUCGUGCUCUGCGACGCCACCAUCAGCGUUGUGGACAUGGUCACUCUGGAGCCCGUGCCUACCGGGGGCGCAAAGCUCAAAGGUGUGACUGCGUUUUGUAUCAACGAGAACCCAGUCACGGGGGACGCGUUCUGUGUGGAAAUGGCAGUAGUUUCGGCACGCAGGCGGGCCGUCCAAAUAUGCACGGUCCACGAGGACAGAGUGCAGAUGUUAAAGGAAGUGACCACGCCGGAGCAGCCCUGUGCCCUCAGCCUGGACGGAUACAAUAUCUGUCUAGCCCUGUCCACGCAGUACAUGAUUCUCAACUACAGCACGGGAGCCUCUCAGGACCUGUUCCCUUACGACUGUGAAGAAAGGAAACCCAUCGUGAAGAGGAUCGGCCGGGAAGAGUUUCUCCUGGCUGCUCCGGGCGGGCUCGGGAUGUUUGCGAACGCGGAGGGCAUCUCCCAGCGUGCUCCGGUGAGCUGGUCGGAGAGCGUGAUUGCGGCGGCGGUGUGUUUCCCGUAUGUGGUCGCUUUGGAUGAAGGCUUCGUGACGGUUCACAGCAUGUUGGACCAGCAGCUCAAACAGACUCUGUCGUUCAGGGAUGGACACCUUUUACAGGAUUUUGAAGGUAAGGUAGUGCUGGCCUCUUCAAAAGCGGUGUAUAUUCUGGUUCCUCUCCCUCUGGAGCGUCAGAUUCAAGACCUGCUGGCAAGCCAUCGAGUCGAAGAGGCCUUGACCCUCACCGAGGCGGCGCAGAGAAACAUUCCCAAAGAAAAAUAUCAGAUAUUGCACAAAAGAAUUCUCCAACAAGCAGGAUUCAUCCAAUUUGGCCAGCUUCAGUUUUUAGAAGCAAAAGAGCAUUUUAGGAAAGGACAGCUGGAUGUACGGGAGCUGAUCUCUCUUUAUCCGCUGCUCCUUCCUGCCUCUUCUUCUUUCACACGUUGCCAUCCUCCACUUCACGAAUUUGCUGACUUGAACCACCUGACACAAGGAGACCAGGAGAAGGUACAGCGCUUUAAACGUUUCCUCAUUAGCUACCUGCACGAGGUGCGUAGCAGCGACAGCGCUAACGGUUUCCGCGAAGAUGUAGAUACCGCACUGCUGAAGCUCUACGCAGAGAUUGGCCACGAGAGUCUCCUGGACUUGCUGGCCUCCGAUAAUGCCUGCGUCCUGACAGACAGCGCCCCCUGGCUGGAAAAGCAUCACAAGUAUUUUGCUCUAGGGCUUCUAUAUCACUACAAUGGUCAAGAUUCUGCUGCUUUACAGAUGUGGGUGAAGAUCGUCAAUGGCGAUCUCCAGGACUCAACGCGGCCGGAUCUGUUUGAAUAUGUUGUAGAUUUUCUCAGUUUUUGCCCCAGCCUUGAUCUGGUGUGGCGGCAUGCAGACUGGGCGCUACAGAAGGACCAGAAGAUCGGCGUGCAGAUCUUCACCAAACGGUUUACCUCAGAGGACAAGACGAGUCCGUUAAACCCAGACGACGUGAUCCCGUAUUUGCAGAAGCACAGUCAAGCACUUCUGUUCUACCUGGAACACCUUGUUCUGGAGAAUAGACUGCAGAAAGAGAAGUAUCACACGCAUCUAGCUGUGUUGUAUGCAGACAGAGUCCUGGGCCUGAUCUCACGGCCAACAUCCACCGAUGACCAGCUGUCUGCUGCCCGCCAGAAACUACAACGGUUACUCAAAGAGUCUAAUCUGUACAGGGUCCAGUUACUACUAGGUAAAAUUCAGGACUCCGAGCUGCUGCUACUUGAGCGAGCUACACUACAUGGGAAGAUGGAGGAGCAUGACAAGGCCUUGCACAUUCUAGUGCACCAGCUCAAAGACUCAGCCGCAGCUGAAGAAUACUGCUCUUGGGCCUCGGCGUCUCGUGACCAGUCCUACCGCCAGAACCUUUUCCACCAACUCUUGAGUGUUUACUUGGACCCUGAUGUGCCGGGAGGGGCGCAAACAGUAGCUGCUGUUGACUUGCUUAACCAGAACGCUGAUGUUUUUGAUGCAGUGCGUGUGUUAAAGCUCCUCCCAGAGGAGUGGUCUCUGCCGUUACUCCGUCCUUUCCUGUGCGGCGCUCUGAGGGCGAGCGUGCAUGCAAGGUGCACCUCCCAGGUUGCAGUGGGGCUGGCCAGAGCGCAAAAUCUCCAGCUUCAGCACGACAGGCUGAAGUAUCGAGGCGGUCCAAUAUUAGUGUCCGAAAAGAAAGGAUGCCAGCUGUGCCACAAUACCUUCAGCGAGCCAGACUGCGCCUGCUUGCCCGGCGGAACACCUGUCCACAUUCACUGUGUCGCCAAGAAAGCCCUGAACUUACCGGUAGAGCGACAACACGAAAAAGCCCACCGCAGCAACCACACAUGAAGCUGACGAGUCCCGUGGGGCAGUGGACACACACGAAGGCGUCACACGUGUACCGCACACACAGGGAGAAGCAGGCCCACUCCAGAGCACUCGCUGCGACCAGGACCUGCAAAUGAGUGUGUGGAUGUCUGAAAUGCUAUUUAUUCCAUAAUCCCUCUGCGUGCACACACACACACACACACACACACACAACAGUGACAAUGAAUAUGAGAAUAUUUUAAUGAACGUCAAACAAAAACCUGACAUUGUCUCUUGGUGGAUCUUUUUAGCCUCGCCUUAUGAUGACUGGUCCGGUGGCUAUCUUUGCUUUUUAAAUGGAUGGUGUUCAUAAUAACUAUCGUUUGCAAACUGCUUGGGGUCUGGAUACUAGUGUCUUCUUGGCUGCCUGGUCUCGGUGAGCAGAAUUAUCAAAACUGAGUGUAUGUGAUUUAAGCUGGUCAAUAGUUUUCAUUAAACAAAACACCAAAGUUACUCGCUCUGUUCUCAGAGAGUGACAAGUUAUAGCCUUAAGUGAUUUAUUUAAUAUAAGGAGCAAUGCUCAAGAAGUACAUUAUUUUCAUAAUUCGGGGUCAUAGUAGCUAUUUUAAACCGAUUUAAAGGGAAGAUUUUCCAUGUCCGUUUAUAGUCUGAACUGGAAAAACUUCAAAGUUACGUCAUAGUGUUACGUAAGAUUCUGAUUAAUGAGCACAAAGAAAGAUAUUGUGUGUCUCGCUCCCUCCUUUCCACAUCAGAAGGAAGUCAAGUUUAAGUGAUGUUUAGUCGAAUUGUAGCCAUAUCAAACCAACCCGAUGGACUCAGGCUAAGCUGUUUCUCUACGUUGUAAUUAAAUGCUAAUGUGCAUAUAUUACAUCCAACUGUUUGUUUUCUCAUAUGCAUGUGUGGUGAUACGGACAUGAAUCUUCAUGUCUUAAGAAUGCUAAGCUGUGAUUGUAAUGAUCAAAAAAUGUUGACAUGCUAAAUUACAUGUGAUGUUUAGGGACGCACGGCGGCUAACAGCUGCGCGAGGUUUUUGCCUGAGAAAGAUCUAUAACCUCAUAACCGAAUAUCUAUUUGUCUUUAAGUGGAGUAAUUUAAGAGUGAAAGAUGGGGGGAAAGCACAUAAUAAACACUGCCUAUUUAAUAAAUGACCUCGGCUAUGACAAGGGAAAGGUGACUAUUUGUCUUGAGAUAUUUUUCAAGGAACGUUUUAAAGGAAGUCAUGCUUCUAACUGACUGGAAGGAUGAUGGUAAAUUCUAUUAAAAUGUAAACUUGUCCCACCGUUAAAUAGAUAAAUGACUUUAGGUAUCGUACACAAUGCCUGUGUAGUAAAGUGUAUGUGAGCUACUGGGUCUUGGUUUUGAUUUGCUGAUGCAAUUUUCCUGAAACAAAGAUCCAUUCGUCACGUGUGCAACCAAACGUUCUCCUUUACUGUCGAAAGAAGAGAGACUAAACUUUUUUUUUUUUCAGCUUGAGCAGUAAUAAAUGGAAAUCCUUCGUCGCUACAUCUCUUUAUAUCCACUUAAAAGUAUUUUAUACAUAAACUAUACAUAGAUACUGGUGUGUACAUACUGUAUUAUUAACUGUUUGUUGCUUUGUAAAUCGAUGCCAGUGUGGGUGGAAUGUACAGAAUGUAAAGACGUCCAUUUUAAUAAACAAAACUAUGCCUA